UUUAUGGAAUAAGAUGUCAAUUUAGUUCAGAUAAAUUUGGUUUCUCGCUUGAUGGAAUUUUAGGUUAUUAUAUUCAACCAAAUAUUGAUGUUGUACAUCAAUCAUCUAUGGUCAAAAUUAGUUUGACAUUAACUAUUGUUUUUAUAACAAUUGGUUAUAUUAAUGGAAUAUUAUCUUUCAUUACAUUCAAUAAUAAAAAAAUAUGUGAAGUUGGCUGUGGUCUUUAUUUAUUGACUUCAUCAAUAACAACUUUACUCACAACUACAAUGUUCGGACUAAAAUUUUCAAUACUUCUUCUUGGACAAAUGAAAAUUAUUACAAAUCGUUUAUUUUUGUAUAUUCAAUGUUUAUCUAUUGAUUUUCUCUUACGAGUUUUUCUCAAUAUGGAUCAAUGGUUAAAUGCUUGUAUUGCUGUUGAACGAGCAGUUGUAACCAUAAAUGCGAUUGGCUUUCAAAAAAAGAGAAGUAAAAAAAUAGCUAAAAUAGUUAUCAUUAUUCUUUCAAUCUUCAUUAUUUCUACUUGUAUUUAUGAUCCAUUUUAUCGACGUUUAAUGGAUGAUGCAAUCGAUGAUGAUAGCAGAAUUUGGUGUAUUACUUCUUAUUCAUCUAAUUUACAAAAGUUCAAUACGUUUAUACAUGCAUUUCACUUCUGUGCUCCGUUUGCUAUUAAUCUUAUCUCGACUCUGAUUCUCAUCUUAAAAACAUCUCGUCAACAAGCAAAGACUCGAAAUAAAACAAAAUACAUAGCGAUUAUUAUAGAACAAAUUCAAGUACAUAAGCAUAUAUUGAUUGCUCCUUUUGUAAUAGUUAUACUUGGAAUACCACGUUUAGUCAUGGGAUUUGCAUCCAAAUGUAUGAAUUCAAACAAUGAUGCAACAUUAUAUCUUAUUGGAUAUUUUGUUUCAUUUAUUCCACCUAUGCUUACAUUCAUUAUCUUUGUAAUGCCAUCGAAGUUUUAUAAAGAACAACUUGGUAAAGUUUGGGCUAAUAUCAAAAUUAAAAUAAACCGAAAUUUUGCUUCUUUUUAA
This is a messenger RNA of Rotaria sordida, 1028 nucleotides long. The record is from the annotation of a GenBank genome assembly. NCBI's taxonomy places the organism in Eukaryota, Metazoa, Rotifera, Eurotatoria, Philodinida, Philodinidae.